Messenger RNA from Penicillium antarcticum, 318 nucleotides. RefSeq lists its product as uncharacterized. NCBI's taxonomy places the organism in Eukaryota, Fungi, Ascomycota, Eurotiomycetes, Eurotiales, Aspergillaceae. The transcript has 2 exons. The record is from RefSeq and is a predicted model, not a curated record. Bases 1 to 318 code for a protein of 105 amino acids.
AUGAGAGAGAGCGGGGAGGAGAAAGCCUUCGAAGCCCACCCCCAAUUCCCCGACCACCCAACAAUCUUCUUCUACGACUUCGUCCGCAACAGCCACAAUCAACUUAAGGCAGUUGAACCGGCCAAGUUCCACGCCUGCGACAAGAUAUCCCGUGACGCCGAACAGGAGAUCAUCGGUCGAAACGGCUUUGUUUCAAUGCUUACCGGCCAUACUAGCGGCAAGCCGGCCAUGUUGACUGGUGCGGAUCCGUCCAGCCCGGUUGAUUUCGGCAAGGAUGUUAAGGCCAACUCUAAGAUCAUGGCUCUGCAUGUGGAAUGA